This is a messenger RNA of Malaya genurostris, 1661 nucleotides long. Its product is annotated as clavesin-1-like. Gene Ontology annotation, molecular function: phosphatidylinositol bisphosphate binding. Bases 290 to 1219 code for a protein of 309 amino acids. The transcript has 3 exons. NCBI's taxonomy places the organism in Eukaryota, Metazoa, Arthropoda, Insecta, Diptera, Culicidae. The record is from RefSeq and is a predicted model, not a curated record. Gene Ontology annotation, cellular component: membrane.
UUUCAUUGCAUGCAAACCAUCGAGGUGCAAACUUUGUUCAAUAGAAUCUAACGGAUAUAUAUUUUUCCGAGUUAAUUAAUUUAGCCUGUUACAAACGACCCCUAAAUUGAAUUUGAUGAGUUGACAAAAAAGCCUUCCAAACCAAAUCUAUUUCUGGUCACAAACUCUUUGAACUCAUCACAAGUUUCAGUUGAUCAUCGGACAUCGUCUUGGAAGGAUCAUCUCGAGCGCGAGUGUGUUAUUUGUACUGUAUCGUAGAAAACUAUCGUGAAAAGAAACAAAUAUAAAAAUGGCUCUUAAGUAUAGUGAAAGUAAACAUCCGUAUAUUGAUCUUGGAAAUGGGUUCCAAAUAACCUUUUUCGAGGACCGAUGCAAACACGGGGAAGAUUUCGAAUCGAAGGCGCGUCGAGCGAUUAACGAAACUCCUGAGAAUGUUCCAAAAGCUAUGGCGGAGCUCCGACGAUUAGUUGUGGCUGACGGAAGAUUCAACAUACCUUACGAGAGCGAUUGGUACAUAAAUACGUAUCUGCGGUCCGGUUCAUAUGAUCCUCAGGAGACUUAUAAUAUACUUCAGGCAACAGGCACCCAAAAGUCCAAAAACAGGGAGUAUUUCGGGAGUGUGGCUUCAAUUAGGCAUGUCUUCGAAGAAGGAUUGGUGUGGGUAGUGCCUGAACGAGAUGAAGAUGGAGCCGUGAUUAUUGUGGUUGAGUCAGGAAAAAAAUGGAAUCCAGCUAAAGUAUCCGUAGUACAACUCAACACUGCAGUCAACGCUGUGAUUUCGAUUUUCCUGAAUAGUGUGGAAGCUCAGCUCCACGGUUAUAAGCUGAUAUUCGACAUGGACGGACUCUCAAUGAAGCAAAUAGUGCAGUUUACCCCUCAAACAACGGCCAUUAUGUUGGAUUUGAUGGACAGAUGCUCUUGUAUCAGGUUGCUGCAAGUACAUACGGUCAACAAUGGAAUGGUGUACAAUAUGGUGGUUUCGAUCAUGAAGCCUUUGAUGUCGAAGAGCAUGCGUGAAAAGCAAAUUUUUCACGGUCGUAAUAUGGCCUCCCUGGCUAAGUUCAUAAGUCCCAAGGUCUUACCACCGAAAUAUGGCGGAACCUCGAAGGCACCUCCAUACGACGGACGUCUUCUCGGAGAUCUUCUGCUUCACUACGAUGAGUGGAUGCUAAAAAUGCACAAUUACGGCUUCAAACGGAAAAACAGCAAAGGCGAAUAAUAUUCCUAAUGAUGACUUACAAAAUUUAUUUUACAACUCAGGAGUCGUUGUAUUGCAAAGGGGGGCUUUGGAAUCAAAAUGUUUAAUAAAAAAUUAUUGUCAGGGGAACUUGUGUAUGUCACAUCCGAAAAACGCCAAAGAAUAUAUGUAGAAUAUAGCGAAAAGAGGGACUUCCAGUUUCAAGCGCGUAUCAGAAGAUCCAAUCAUAAGAAACAUCAGCAAUGUGCCCACAAAAACGGUGUUAGUGGCAAAGCCUACAGGUUUGAUCAAAUGUGCGGUCGUUAGUUAUAAUUUUUCGUUUGAUGAAGUGUAUGUGUAUGUAUACCAAUCCAGUGUGUGAGAAGUAGACGAAAAACAACACAGGUGAUGGUAGCCAAAAAACUCACAAUUCUGGGGUGGUAAUGUGGCUGUAUUUUGUGAAUAGUUUCAAUGGUGUUAAACA